UGCUUUCUAUAAAUUGAAAUAUAUUUCAAGAUGCAGCAAGCUAAUAAUCCAAACGGUGAAGAAGAGAAAGCACUAAUUACUCAGCCUUAUCAUAUCUGAAAGGAUAUAAGGUCCUUAUCUCAUCAACUAUAUGCUCUGAGUGAACUUCCAAGAGAAGGAGCAACUCUUCUGUUGGAUUACUUCAGCGAUGAUGAAGCUAAAAGGGAGCUAGAUAUACUAGCAAGUAACCUAAAAGCAUAUAAAUGUAACUAAGAAACAAAAUCCCAAGAAAAAGAGGGAGAUUGAAGUAAAAUCUCCAAAAGCAGUUACCGUUCUUCAUACUUUCAAUGUCCAAGUGAGCAACUUAGUAGUAAAACUGAUCAUGGUAAAAGAGUUUCAUAAGUCUAAUGAAGUAUUCAAAUGCCUUAAGAACUCUGUAUAUGGUCUUGCUAGAUCCUCCCUCUUCAAUAACUCAGCAUGUGCCAAAGUUCUUCAAAAUGAAUACAAAGAUGCUAGUAAGGAACUAGCUGAAUGAGAAUACCUUGAAGCUAAUUCAGAUCACACAAUUGGGAUCGCAAUAAAUGCAAACAAUAAAUGUGUCAUGCUCAUGAAGCAACAACAAUACCAUGAUGCUCAUGAAGCUGCUAAUCGAGGAGUAAUUGUCUUAGAAAAAUUAAUAAAAUUUCCCAAGCUGAAAAGUACAAAGGCCUGUACCAAAAUGAUGAGGAGCCAUUGCUUCUUACAAAACUUGAAGCUACUCCUAAUGAGCUAUUACAAUCUAGCUCAAUCAAAAGUAAAGAUAGGACAGUCUAAAGAUGCAGAAGCUAUCUUCAAUCAUGGUUUAUUGCUUUCUGAGAAGUUUUUCAUCACCAACACUAUUAUUGCCAAGAAAUACAAAUAAAAAGGUCUGGAGGAAUAAGAAUAUGAACUUUAUUCAGAAAAAUAUCAAAAACGCAGCUGUGCCUAUGAUAAAAUCCUCUGGAAAGAAGAUAAAGAGUUCACCUUCUCAUGAGAUAUUUCAAAAUAGUCCUAAUUUCGUAAAUAUUCGAACUGGGAUGAAGCAAGGAGUAAAUAUUCAGGCGAACACUCCUACUAGUAAAGCAACGAAAUAAGAACAGGAGAGUCAAAUCUGCAUUCGGUAGUUCUCUUAAAGACAUGGCGUUUGCAGAUAAAGAACUAUUAAAAUCAUCAGACAACGAUGAUUUAGAAUCAAGAGCCACUAAAGCUACGAAGGCCACAAGAGCUACAAAGGCAACAAAAGGCUUUUCUUCUGAAAUUUCCAAUAGAAUUGGAAGCAAAAUAGCCUCUUUUUCAGAAGAAGACAUGAAUAAAAUCAUGGAAAGUAUCAGAAAUAACACCCCUAGCAUGACUAAGAUCGAUAACUGGAGAGAAUUUGCUGAACAACAGUUGGAGCAUGCAAGAGGACAUAGAUCUAAGCAUGAGGGAUGCUAUGCAUGCAAUAAUGAAUUUCAAUAA
Messenger RNA from Moneuplotes crassus, 1455 nucleotides. The record is from the annotation of a GenBank genome assembly. Lineage: Eukaryota; Ciliophora; Spirotrichea; Euplotida; Euplotidae.